AUGGUAUUUACGCAAGAGCCGUUUGACCCCAUCACGGUCAAGCCCAACGAAAAAAAACGGGUGGCGUACUUCUACGACUCGGAUGUCGGCAACUACGCCUACGGCGCCGGCCACCCCAUGAAGCCCCACAGAAUACGAAUGGCCCACUCGCUCAUCAUGAACUACGGUCUCUACAAGCACAUGGAGAUCUACCGGGCCAAGCCUGCCACCAAGCAGGAAAUGUGCCAGUUCCACACGGACGAGUACGUCGAUUUCCUGUCGCGCGUCACUCCGGACAACAUGGAGCACUUUGCUAAGGAGCAGGCAAAGUUCAACGUCGGAGACGAUUGUCCCGUUUUCGACGGUCUGUUUGAAUUCUGCGGAAUUUCCGGCGGAGGAUCUAUGGAGGGAGCCGCCCGGCUUAACAGAGGCAAGUGUGAUAUUGCCAUCAACUGGGCCGGAGGACUCCAUCACGCAAAGAAAUCCGAGGCGUCCGGAUUCUGCUACCUCAACGACAUUGUGCUGGGCAUCAUCGAGCUGCUCAGAUACCACCCCCGAGUCCUGUACAUUGAUAUCGACGUGCACCACGGAGACGGAGUUGAGGAGGCUUUUUACACCACGGACCGAGUCAUGACGUGCUCGUUCCACAAGUACGGAGAGUUUUUCCCCGGUACAGGUGAGCUGCGGGACAUCGGAGCCGGAAAGGGCAAAAACUACGCAGUCAACUUCCCGUUGCGAGACGGAAUCGACGACACAAACUACAAAAACGUGUUCCAGCCCGUCAUCAAGGCCAUCAUGGAGUGGUACCAGCCCACUGUCGUUGUCCUGCAAUGCGGUGGUGACUCGCUGUCGGGUGACCGUCUUGGAUGUUUCAACCUGUCCAUGCAGGGUCAUGCCAACUGCGUCAACUACGUCAAGUCCUUUGGUUUGCCGGUUCUGGUGGUCGGAGGAGGAGGCUACACAAUGCGAAAUGUGUCAAGGACGUGGACUUUUGAGACCGGUCUGCUUCUCAACAAGAUGGUGGGCCCGGAUAUCCCCUACAACGAUUACUACGAAUACUACGGACCCGACUAUAAGCUCGAGGUGCGACCUUCUAACAUGCAGAAUGCCAACUCUCCCGAGUACCUGGACAAGAUUCUCACCCAGGUGCUUGUCAACCUUGGUCGAACCAAGUUUGCACCUUCUGUGCAGAUGACCGAUGUGCCCCGAGACGCUCCUGAUGAUGGAGAUGAAGAGGAGGACUCGGCCAAGGCCAAGGACACUAAGGGCGGCUCCCAGAUGGCCAUUGACGAGCAGAUUGAGCACCCCAACGAGUUUUACGACGACGAUAACCUCGAGGGUGGAGAUGCCAAGGACAUCAACAACUUCAAGGACAAGGAUGUCGCCAUGGAGGACUAA
Messenger RNA from Yarrowia lipolytica CLIB122, 1377 nucleotides. RefSeq lists its product as uncharacterized. Lineage: Eukaryota; Fungi; Ascomycota; Dipodascomycetes; Dipodascales. Gene Ontology annotation, biological process: negative regulation of transcription by RNA polymerase II. The record is from RefSeq and is a predicted model, not a curated record. Gene Ontology annotation, cellular component: Rpd3L-Expanded complex; nucleus. Gene Ontology annotation, molecular function: histone deacetylase activity.